AGCUCGGUAUAAAUCCUUCUCUCCACCUUCUUCCCGACAGCUCAGUCUUUGUUCUCCUUUUCUGAUCUACGCCGAGCUUCAGUUCUGCCAAAAUGCUAGCGUCCCGUCUGCUGAUCAGCGUGCUGGUAGCUGCGGUCAGGUCUUGAGCCUGAAAUACUACGUGACCGACUUAACGGGACUCGCUGACAGUCUGAUAGGCCGCGGCACAGUAUGAUGUCAAGCGAUAUCCCCUUCGUUUCUGGUCUAGCAGCGGUAGGCUGGAUAUGGUCACUGCCACGGUUAACGUUGCGAAAGGCUGUGUUUAUCAUGCAUCUUGGACCCCUCCCGACCUAUGGUCACCCGACUCUGCAGUGUCCAACGAAGACUACGAUGGAAUGCGACUUGUAAGCAACACUGGUAGGCCACUUCGCGGCCAGCCAAAACUCGCUUCCCGUGGAUCUGGCAAGCUCGAUGUCUUCGUCGCUGCCGCUCCAAGGAUUGGCGAUUAUUUCUUAGAAGUGCUCCACUCAACCUGGGAUGGUCAGACCUGGUCGGCGUUCAAGAAUAUCAGCAGCUUUGGUCACGACCAACUGUUCCAAUCAUUCAACGUGGCGCAGACCGGUUCAUCCACCAGUCAGGUCCAGCUCGUCGCUUAUAAUGCCUCCGCCUAUAUGAGUCGUACUACCUACAGUGGUUCGGAUUGGUCGGGAUGGCAGACUGUUCCUGACGAUGAGGAGGAAGGCGGGUUCAUUACGAGCAACGAACCUUUGGCGGUCAGCACCGGCAAGGGCACGGACUACUUUGGUCUUCGUUACAAUGGUACCAUUGCUCGCAAAUCGUGGGAUGGCUCCAAGUACAACCCACCAGGCACAGCUUGGGACCACAUAAAUGGUACCAGCGAGGACGGCUUCAUGGCAAUGUGAGUCACAUUCGACUCAGAUACUAAGCAAACCCAUCUCUGGGGCCUUGAUUUCGAAACCCGCUUCUGGCACGCAGCAUCGACUGGAAGUGGUUGGAGUGCCUGGGAAGGGCUGGGAGAGUUCCCAGAGUUGCCAGGGGUCGUUCAUGCCGACAAUGGUGUCAUUCAUCUUGCCGGUCGGAACGUCAGCGAGCAAGCGGCGCCAUUGACGUACAGUUCGUUCAAUGGCAAACUGUGGACUGACUGGCAGAUUCUGGGCCGUCCCAUCAUCAAUUACUACGUGGAUGCGCCAAUCCUCGCCUAUGUGUCGCCCAAGCACCUUCACGUGUUCUCCGCACUCACGGCUGGUUUGAGCAACAGUGAGUUCGGCACUGGUACCGUAUUUUCCCACAAAUGGAACGGCACCUGGUUUCCCAAUCUCGGC
This is a messenger RNA of Baudoinia panamericana UAMH 10762, 1322 nucleotides long. RefSeq lists its product as uncharacterized. The coding region runs from base 264 to 902 and encodes 212 amino acids. The transcript has a single exon. The record is from RefSeq and is a predicted model, not a curated record. Lineage: Eukaryota; Fungi; Ascomycota; Dothideomycetes; Mycosphaerellales; Teratosphaeriaceae.